Molecule: messenger RNA, 717 nt
Organism: Arachis ipaensis
Lineage: Eukaryota; Viridiplantae; Streptophyta; Magnoliopsida; Fabales; Fabaceae
Biological process (GO): DNA repair; telomere maintenance
Molecular function (GO): DNA helicase activity
Source: RefSeq, a predicted model, not a curated record
AUGAGCAAAUUCUGUUUUGAGGCAUUGGACAAGACAUUGAAGGAUUUGAUGAGAUUCAAAGAUGAUCAUAACCAGCACUUGCCGUUUGGAGGUAAAACAAUUGCUUUUGGUGGGGAUUUUCGACAAAUUUUGCCUGUCAUCCCAAAAGGAACAAGACAAGACAUUGUUAAUGCGUCUUUAAACUCUUCAUACCUCUGGCAACAUUGUGAAGUAUUAAAGCUCACGGUAAACAUGCGAUUUCAAUCUAUGACCACAGAUGAUCAGGUAGAAGAUUUAAAGCAAUUUGCUGAAUGGAUACUUCAAGUUGGCAACGAAAUAUCUGACAGAUCAUGUGAUGGCUGCAAUAGCAUUAACAUACCUCCUAAAUUCCUUAUCACUAACUAUAGUGAUCCUAUUAAGGCAAUUGUGGAGGCAAUCUAUUCUGAUUAUAUUGCUGACAUGUGUAAUGAAAGCAACUUGACAGGUCGCACUAUCUUAGCUCCUACGGUUAAUGCUAUAGAUGAGGUAAAUGAUUACAUGACUACAAUGAACAGCAAUGAAUGCAAGACAUAUGUUAGUUCCAACAAAUGUCUGUCCGAGGGAGGUAGCAAUCAAAUUCAAGCUAUGCACACACCAGAGUUUUUAGCAACAAUUAAGUGCUUGGGGGUUCCAAAUCACGAAUUGAAGCUUAAGGUUGGUUGCCAUGUGAUGCUUAUUAGAAAUAUUGAUCACUCAUAA